AUGAGUCGAGAGGAAUCUCCAAUCUAUCCGCCAAAAGGUGGUUUUGUAUCAAACGAUGGCUUCAUUUGGACCGAUCAUCAACCAGAUUUCGAGCUAAUUGAGCCACCAAUUAUGGCAUCCGUCGAUUGCAAUUAUUUGCAAUUUACAAGAAACAUAAAUCGACCACCAGAGAAGCGAAAAGUGCGAAUUGUGAACCAUGGCGAUUAUCCAAUCGCAUUCAAAAUUCUCACCACCGACAACUAUUCGUAUUUCGUCGAUCAAGUCUAUGGAGUAGUUCCAGGCCGUCGAAUGGUGCUCAACCCACAUUGUCGAAUGACGAAUAUGAUUGAAAUCAAUGUGUUCCAUAGGCCAUAUAGUUGUUAUCCAGAUGAACAGCAAUGCAAAUUUCACAACACACCUCGAAAGGAUAAAAUGUUCAUUUUGCUCGCGCCUUAUAUGUGCAGCACAUUCUCGCCGGCGGCGAUUUUUCACAACGACAGAGCGUACGAAAAAAUGCGAAUUAUUUUGCACUAUACCGGAACACUGAGCGAAAAUUCGCCGAAAAUUCGCCAAUUAUUGCUGAGUGGUGUUCCCGGAUGGUGCACAUGGCAAUUGGCGAAGAAAUCGAAUGACGAAGUUUGCGAAAUGAACGAAUUCUUGAAUAUGCACAAACAUAUUAUGGAUCAAUACAGUAAAGAGUUGGAGAAGAAAAAGAAGAUCAUGAUUCAGAAGAAUCAGGAGAAAAAGGCGGCGAAAUUGGCGAAGCAUAACACAUUAAGAACUAUCAAAUCAAGCACAUCACUCGUUGAUCACACCGCGAUCUCUGCAAUUGGCAGCAAUCAAAGCAAUCUCACCCAGCAAAAGCAAUUUGGAUUUUUGAAAGUGCUCAAAAUGCGUUCAAGAGAUCGGGGUCUCAAACUUUCACGAAUUCAUAAAGAGCAUAAAGAGCGAAACUUGCAUAACAGUGGCGAAAAAAAGAUUCAUAAGCAUCAAGAAGCGAAAAAAUUGAGCAAAAUUGCGAAAGAGGCGGCGCCGAGCUCGCAUAAAUCGCAUCAAGUUGCUUUGAUGAUGAAAGAGGAAACAAUUGCGAAAAAGGUUGCCAAACAGCCAAUGGAAAUCGGUAAGAUAAAUUCGGUGAUUUUGAAGCCUUUAAAAAACUAUUAUGAGUUUCAGCGAAAGAAAAAUACAAAGCAACUGCAUUCCCUCGAACUUCAAAGAAGACUCAAGGUGAAUCAUACGACAAUCACCCUUCAAUAUUCUAUAUUUUUAGCUUAUGCUCAUACGAAGCUCAAAAAUCUCAAAGAAGCUAUACAGACUCAGAAAUCCGAGGAAGUUGAAAUGAUGAAAACGCAAAAAUCGGAAGAAUCGUUAUCGGUUAUGCGAAUGUUGACAUCCCAAGGAUCACAUGUCGGCGUAUCGAUACUGAAGAAGCAGAAAGCGGCGCCGAAAGAUCAGAAGACGUUGACGAAACAGAAAAGCGGCGACAAUCUAAGCCUCAGCAAACUUUCCUCCGUCUCUGGUCCCUGCAAAAACCGUCUAGUUACAGUCAAAUGGCAAAAUGGAAAAACUGGAAUAUUUCCGGUCAUAUGGCUUCGUGACACUUCGCCGGAUCCAGAAACUUAUUCGAUAUCGGCUGCUAUGAAGGCGCGAAGAUUAACAAUGAAUACAUUCGACGUCGAGCAAGGUCUUCAAAAAAUUUGGAUUGAUCCGAAAGAUGAUUGCCUCAAAAUUGAAUGGGAUUCAGGCUUGAUAAGCACGUAUUCUUCGUCAUGGCUUGAUUUUCGCAAUCCGUCGAACGAAGAAGCGCGAAAGAAUCGCCGAAAAGUGUAUUUGUUCCCAGAAGAGACUUGGGGAAGAGCUGAAAUCGAGAAAAAACUGAAGCGAUUCAAUCACAACGAUUUCAUGAAUGACGAUCGAGUUGCUCAUGAUUUCCUCGAAGCAGUUUGUCUCGACGGAAUCGCGAUUCUCGAAGGAGCUGAAAAACACCGACGAGGCGCGGUCGAUGCGAUCGGAAAUCGAAUAGGAAUGAUCAAAAGAACACAUUUCGGAAAUGUAUUCGAAGUGACGACAAAAGAAGACGCUUCGAAUAUGGCAUAUGCAUCGAGUGGCACCCUUCCAUUUCACACCGAUUUUCCAUCAAUGGCCCAUCCGCCGCAACUCCAAAUGUUGCACAUGCUUCAAACCGCCGAAACCGGUGGAAAUAGUCUUUUCGUCGACGGAUUCCAUGUCGCCGAGAUUCUUCGACGAGAAAAACCCGACGUGUUCGAAUUGUUGUCGAAAUACUCAAUGGAAUACAUUGAAGAAGGUUAUGAUGUGCAUGAGAUCGACGGGAAAGAUUUCCGAUAUGAUUACGACAUGUGCGCAAGACAUAAAGUUAUAGAAACCGAUGAAAAUGGCCAAGUGAAAAAAAUCUUUUUCGGAAACGCAAUGAGAAGUUGGUUCUAUGAUUGUGAGCCCGAGAAAAUUCAAGACAUCUACAGAGCAUUGAAAACGUUUACUGAUUAUUGUUACCACGAGAAGAAUGUGCUCAAAAUCCGUCUUGAAAACGGCGAUACUGUACUCUGGGCAAAUCAACGCCUACUGCACACUAGAGACAGCUACAAGAACGCUACGGGAAAGCCGCGAACAUUAACCGGCUGCUAUUUCGACUGGGAUACGGUCAAGUCUCGGGUGCGGCAACUCCGAGACAAAAUCGAUCAUCCAAACAAUCAGCCAUCUGCAUAG
Messenger RNA from Caenorhabditis bovis, 2703 nucleotides. The record is from the annotation of a GenBank genome assembly. NCBI's taxonomy places the organism in Eukaryota, Metazoa, Nematoda, Chromadorea, Rhabditida, Rhabditidae.